CACACAAGCAACAAGAGAAACUCCUCCGCAUGCGAAAAAAAAGUAUCAUCAGCACGCGGGGAGGUAAAAUAAUAGCCUAAUAGUGCAUAGUUCCCGAUUGGCCGCUGUUUGUUGCUCGUGUACUGAAUUUCCGGAACUACUGUAGUUGGAAGAGCGAAGUGAAAUAAAAGUGUUUUCCCCCGUGUGCGACAGAAGGUGUUUUGAUGUGUUUUUGUUUUCACUACACCAUUCCUCCGCGACUAACGACUGGAGCAGCUUCUGCGUACGCGAAGAGUACGUGGAACAUCCGCGCAAGGCGAACGCAUCAAGAGUAGAAGCAGCAGCAGCAGCAGUAGGGUACACAAUCACACAAAUCGCCAGUCUCCUCUGCUGAUAGAAUCCGGCACGUAUUACCGUAAUCAGCGUAUGCAAUACAACUGCUAUACAGGCCAGUUCUUCAAAGACUUGUAUUGUGAUUGCCGCCGGCAAUUCGAAUCAGAAGGACACACCGCGGAAUAGCUGCGUAUCCAUCGCUUCUUCACAUCCCUCCCCCCCCCCAGCAUCACAAUGCCGCUGUUCGGAAAAAAAGAUUCGGGCAAGAAAAUACGCAAGGACGUGAAGGAUGGAUGCGAAAAGUUGCCCAGCAUCGAUGACAAGUACGUCAUCAAGGAGCUGCUCGGGACCGGUGCGUUCUCGGAGGUGCGGCUGUGCGAGCACAAAGAAACGGCCCAGCAGUAUGCCGUGAAGAUUAUCGACAAGAAAGCGCUCAAGGGUAAGGAAGAUUCGCUGGAGAAUGAGAUCCGUGUGCUGAAGCGGUUCAGUGCCCGGAGAAGCGAUGGGAGCGGUGUACAGAGUACGGGGCCACCGAUCGGUGGUCCCCGGUUUGCGCACCCAAACAUCGUGCAGCUGCUGGAAACGUUCGAGGAUAAAUCGAAGGUGUAUCUGAUCAUGGAGCUGGUGACGGGCGGUGAACUGUUCGAUCGUAUUGUGGAAAAGGGUUCGUACACCGAGCGGGACGCGUCAAACCUGAUCCGGCAGGUGCUGGAAGCGGUGGACUAUAUGCACGAGCAGGGCGUCGUGCAUCGGGACCUUAAGCCGGAAAAUCUGCUCUACUACAGCCCGGCGGAAGACAGCAAGAUCAUGAUCAGUGAUUUCGGGUUGUCGAAGAUGGAGGAUUCCGGGUUUAUGGCGACGGCGUGCGGCACCCCUGGGUAUGUGGCACCCGAAGUACUCGCCCAGAAACCGUACGGCAAGGCAGUAGAUGUGUGGAGCAUAGGCGUCAUCUCGUACAUACUGUUGUGCGGGUACCCACCGUUCUACGACGAGAACGAUGCCAACCUGUUCGCCCAGAUUUUGAAGGGCGAGUUCGAGUUUGAUUCACCGUACUGGGACGAAAUUAGUGAUUCGGCGAAAGAUUUCAUCCGCAACCUAAUGUGCGUGAAUGUGGAGAGGCGGUUCACGUGCAAGCAGGCGCUCGCCCAUCCGUGGAUAUCGGGCAAUGCGGCAAGCAGCAAGAAUAUCCACGGUACCGUGUCCGAGCAGCUGAAGAAGAACUUUGCCAAAUCGCGCUGGAAGCAGGCCUACCAUGCGGCAACCGUUAUACGGCAGAUGCAACGAAUGGCGCUAAGCAGUGGAGGCAGCGGUACGGGUAGUGGUGGUGGUGCGUACGGCCGCAGCUCGUCGCGGAUAAGCAAUGCACCGGUGGACGCUACUAAUCCGGGUGCGGCCGAUGAACGACCAGCCGGACAGGCGGACACUACUGCAUCGAGCAGUAAGUAAUAGUCGGUCGACCGUCGAUCCGCAUCUACUAGCUUAAAUUGGAAGCGAAACGCGAACCUAGUAGCUAAUAGUAGUAAUGGCAAGAUGGAUGUGAUUAUGCAGAGCCCCGUUGUUGUUGUUCGCCUAAUGCAAUGUUUGCUUUCCAUUUACUUGAUGCUCCUUUUAAUUAUGUGUAACAUUGUAGGGGAGGUUAUCGUAUGGUUAGGUGGUCAAUCGUAUAUUAACAACUUUGCUUCAAAUUUUGUCCACUUUCUAUCAGUGUGUGUCUCUAGUUGUUUCGUUUUUUUGCAUUAUAUCGAGCACAGACAUGAUGUUUUUUUAAAUGUAUGACAGUGUAACAUUACAAAGUAAGGGGGAAAAGUUAAUAGAUUUGGCACACGGUGACAUAGCAGGAGUAUUUUUUGCAUUUUGUAAUGAUAGGACGGUAGCUUAACGAAAGCACGAUAUGUUGUAAACCGUGUAGGCUCAAUAUUGCUACGUCUCGUUAAAAGGUCUUGGCCAAACAUCCACCGACAACUGAGAGGACUGUGGUAUAUCUGUACAUCAGCACCGUAAUAUCCUACCGACGCGCAUGUUUAUCUAUAAUCGGGGAAUAGCACAGGAUACGGUGCGAAAUGAGCUUUGCCGAACACAUCACGAAACAAAAAUUGCUGCACCGGCAAUGAAAAUGUUGACGUUUAUUGUUGUACCAAAUUAUAUUGAAUGUUAAAUUUAAUAUAAUCCACCAAUAAUGGGACGCGUUGUACUGAAAGAUUAGUACAGCGUUUUCUGCGUUCUAUACCGCCCUGAACAUUCCAGCACGCGUUGCUUUAUGUGGUUUUGAUUUUUGUUAUUGAAACAUGUAUUAAAAAUGUUAACUUUUUCUAAUAACUAACAUGAUUCGUGGACAUCAGAAUAUUGGCCAGAAGUACUUGAAUGUCUGUUCGUUUUUUUCCUCAUACAAACAUUAAACAACGAGCCAACCCUUACUUACUUAAGUCGGUUAAACUUGCGUGCUAGGGCAUUUUUGUGCAAAUUACUUAUCCAAUGCUACUUAAACAUUCUUACGCUCCCAAUAGGGAUAGAUUAGAUUUUCUCCCACUAAGUCGCUGCGCGUUAUGUAGAUGGAAAUAGUUGGUUUAAUCGAAAUUAAAAUUAAAGUGAGGUUUUUUUUAACAACUACUAGGAAACAUGAGAUAUGCAUGGGUAUCCAUGUGUUGACAUUGAAUCCGUUCCUUUUCUAAUAAUAAAUCUGUUGAUCGUUUGUUCUUUCCAUUAACGAUAAUAUGCAAAUUAGCUGGAGCGAUAUGGUACGACAUAGUGACACCAGUUUGGAUUAAAAUUACGAAAUUUUACCUUCUAUUCCGUGCUUGUGAGUGCGAGAAUUCUGUAGGUAGAUUUGGUACAUUCUCCGCAUGACUAACUAACGAGGAUACUUCGGUGUGCUCCGUCAGAAAUUUGCAUUCAUUCCCAGACAUUUGUGUCUAUCUUGAUGGUUCGAUUAGCGGGACAGCCUCUAAGGAUCCUUUUGAAUCUUUCCCUUCUAUUGCCACUAUUUCGCUAAUAACACUAGGGAAUGAGUUUUGUAGCCUUUUGCUCUCUUUGAAUUAAAAAAGAACAAAUUGAAUAGAUGACGUUAAAAAAUCAGUUUGACGCUGGAGGAGGGCAGUUUGUGUGAGUGUGUUUUGUUCGCCCUUUAUUUUGAUUGAAGGCGAUAAUCAUUUUAGCAGCACGAUUAUUGCUUCUAACCUAACGCGAAGCAGCGUGCUUUCUGUGGCGAUCAGUCAGUUAUAACCCUCAAAAAACAAUACGUGAAAGAUUGUAUGUGUUUGUUCUAAACAAGCAACUAAAACACAACUCAUUAGCAGUGCCGUCGUGUUGCCAAUUUUGAGUGUAAUGAUUAAAACUAACAUCAAGCUUUUCGAAGUAGUCGAAGGUAGUAGCCAAACAAAGCAUAGCAGCAAAAGAAGCUUUACGGGCCGGGCAGCGUAUAUGUACAAGUAAUUACGAAUCUACCCCGUUUUACAAGACGCAUGAACAUACGGUAUAAUCGGAGUUUUAAUCAGUCCGCUUACAACAUAAUGUACUAUUUAAGGCCCCGGUCGUGUCAACAAGGCAAUGAAAAGAAAACAAAAAAUCCAGCAAAAGUAGUGUAAUUUGCUAAUGAAACGGAUCAGUAGAUACUUUGAAUCUCUUCAGUGCUGCUACAGGUAGCAAUGCGACUGUGCGCUCUAAUCGUAUAGACGAACGAGGCACCUGUACACUGAAUAACGAAUCAUAUCAUGCACAUGACGUAACGAUAAAUUCUCUCUUGUACUUUGAUUUUUGUUUUUGUACAUUUACACUCCUUCUUCUGCGCCGUGUGUGAUCUUAUCCUAUGUACUACCUGUGUUCUUUUUUUUUUUGGUUAGUUUAUGUCCUUUCCCUGAAGAACGGCCAAAGGGGAGGUGGUUGUCACUGCGAGUGGGGAUGUUCAAUUGAACAGUUUGGCCCCUUACUGUGCAUGGAUAACGAUCGCCAAAUUCAUGUUGCAUGAGCCUAGAAACACACCCAGAGCACACGGUGGUGUUGCUUGUUAUUAGUCUUAAAAUGGGUAACCUAAACGAAGGAAAUACGACUAAAGGAAGCUUAACUGCUUUACAGGAUUUUAUUUACAGUACAGUACAGCGCGAGACCUGCACCUGCAGUGGCAAAAGCAGACAUAAAUAAACAACUGUUCGCAUAAUAUCUUAAGUUCCGACCAUACACUACAACACACACCUCAAUGUUUGUUAAACGGUAAAGUUAUUGCUGCAUUCUCUUGCAAAUAUUAUUCACUAAUCGUCGCCUUUUGAGCAUGAAGAGUUUUGGUGCGGAGCAAUGCAAAAGCAAAACAAUUAAGGGCAAAGUGCGAGUUGGUGAAAGAUUAUACAGGCGGUCGGAAAUCACAAAUCAAACACUACCUACUCUUGCUGAUGAAAGUUAAAGUAAAGAGACAGUAAACGCAUUCGCAAUAAUUGUUGUACUAAUUUGUUUUUAGUACAGCACUUAGUGGACGAUGCCUGCAAGGGUGAACUUGAAGUGGCCACCAAAACAUACUGCCGCUAACUCUGUACUUAACACAGCGCUUUGGUGGCAAAAGGUGGUGAGAGGAUGUGUUUGUAAAAUUUGGUAAAGGUUAAGAAGCAACAACUUUGUACAGUGGUGAAGAGGAGUAGCAACUUGUGGACAAGUAAAAUCAGAAAGACUUAAGGGCGAAAAGGAUAGAGCUUUUUAUAUACAAUUUUAUUUUCCACGUGUUUGCGAGUCGUGUAAAGAGACGCUGGUAAAGAACUUUUCAGAUCGGUUGCCAUGUAUGGAAGGCAACAUUACUACUACCACUACUACUACUACUAACAUUCCAUUUCUGCUGUACUAAAACAACAAGACUCGACGAACGCAAAAGCCACUUAGCACACUUAACGUUAUUAGUACGGUUACGCUUGGCGCGCACUUCCGCUACAGAGGAUGCGGCACAAUUCUGUCCUCUCCAUUCCGAAUGCGGCCCCGUGUUUAAUUGUGACAGGGAAAAUGAUUUCACCGUAAAGGGCGUAUCUAUUUCCUUAAACGUGGCUCAGUUUUCAUCUCUUUCUGCGUGAUCUUUUCUUUGAGUGAUUGCGAUUAAGCAUUAAGUUCCUACAAACGCGGGGUACGAAUCCCGCAUGGGUUUCCGUUUGUUCAGCUACGACUUUAAUAAUGUUCCCGGUGCGGACUUUGGUCGCGGUACGUCCGCUUCCUAAACUGCGACUGAUAAAGAAACUGCAUGGAUGAACCACACAUAGUCACAACUGGUGCCACCGGGUCACGGGAUUGGUGACCUUUUUAAAAACGCGAGAGUACUUAGGGCAAAGUGGCAUUGCUAAACGCAAAGAAAUGGGGAAGAGACAAAAAAAAACACAAAAAUACGGUACAAACAAAUAAAACAAAUAAAUAUCGCAAACAAACAAAGAAACAAAAAACAAGAAUAACGCAACGCAAAGCAAAAUCACCACAAAACCACACACGCGUAAAGUGAAUCUCUCUUUAAAUAAUCUCUCGAUGGUGUUCGCCGCGAUCCAGGGGUGUCGGCCGUAGCGCAAUGAAAUAUUUUAGAACAUUUCUAACUUAGAUUCGGUUUAUUCGAUAUGUAUGUAUGUGUGUGUGUGGUGUGUGUGUAUGUAAAAAAUGUAUGUGCGUAAAUACAUGCCCGAUAGCCUGAAGAGAGGAGGGACGCGCGUUGUUUGCUUUUAGCACACAAUUGGUAACCGAAAGCAACAUUAAACCCGCGGAGGGGGGGGGAAAGAAAUAAAAUAAAUCAUAACAUAAUAAUAAUAAAACGAUCCGUCGUCUUACGUCAUCCAUCGUCCAAACAAUGCGAGUAGUUGUUGAUUUGUUAAAAUGUCGGUACUGUGAGCAAGACAAAAGAAAAGGGCAAAAACUAUUGCAAAACAAUAUAUAAAUAUAACAAACAAAAAAAAAUGCUAGUAAAUACAGAAAACACUGUAAAGUGGUGGAAAGGAGAUAAACAAAGUGUAUAAGUUGACAUUCAAAAACAAAACAAAAAACACAACCAGUAAACAUAGUUGAAAAGCAACCAGCGUUGAUGUUGUAAGGGGCAGUAU
Messenger RNA from Anopheles moucheti, 6356 nucleotides. RefSeq names its product calcium/calmodulin-dependent protein kinase type 1 (gene CaMKI). Lineage: Eukaryota; Metazoa; Arthropoda; Insecta; Diptera; Culicidae. Bases 547 to 1758 code for a protein of 403 amino acids. The transcript has 3 exons. Gene Ontology annotation, molecular function: calmodulin binding; ATP binding; calcium/calmodulin-dependent protein kinase activity. Gene Ontology annotation, biological process: protein phosphorylation. The record is from RefSeq and is a predicted model, not a curated record.